Messenger RNA from Microplitis mediator, 498 nucleotides. RefSeq lists its product as uncharacterized. The coding region runs from base 1 to 498 and encodes 165 amino acids. The transcript is spliced from 2 exons. NCBI's taxonomy places the organism in Eukaryota, Metazoa, Arthropoda, Insecta, Hymenoptera, Braconidae. The record is from RefSeq and is a predicted model, not a curated record.
AUGAAUAUUGUUUUCCACGCACCAGCCCAUGUACCAGCACCGGCUCAUGUGCCACCACCAGUCCAUGUGCCAGUACCAAUCCAUGUACCAGCACCAGCUCAUGUGCCACCACCAGUCCAUGUGCCAGCACCAGCUCAGGUGCCACCACCAGUCCAUGUGCCAGCACCAAUCCAUGUACCAGCACCAGCCCAUGUACUAGCACCAGCUCAUGUGCUACUACCAGCCCCAGUCCAUGUACCAGCACCAGCUCAUGUACCAGCACCAGCUCAUGUACCAGCACCAGCCCAUGUGCCAGCACCAAUCAAUGUGCCAGAACUAGUCCAUGUGCCAGCCCCAGAAAAUGGGCCAGCACCAAUUAAUGGGCCAGCACUAGCUAAUGUACCAGCACUAGUUAAUGGGUCAGUGGCAACAGCGUCGAUACCAGCAUUGGAAACAGCAUCAACAUCAGGAUUGUCAUCAGAACGUAAGUUUCAAUAUAAUAUUAAUCAUAUUUCAUAA